AUAGGAUGUGCCCAUCAGUGUGCCUCCUUACAUUAGGUGUUGCCAUCAGAGUACAACAUUACAUCAUGUAAUGCCAUCACAUCAGGUGUGCCUAUCAGAGUGCUCUUUUAUAUCAGUUGUCCCCAUCAGGGUGCCCCUUUACAUCAGGUAUCCCCAUCACAGUGCUACCUUACAUCAGGUAUUCCCGUCAGCUACCCCUUUCCAUCAUAUUUCCCCAUCAGAAUGCCCCUUUACAUCCUAUUCCCCAUCAGAGUGCCCCUUUCCAUCACAUGUGCCCAUCAGAGUGCCACUUUCCACAGUAUGUGCCCAUUUGUGCCCCCUUAACAUAAUGUAUUCCCAUAAGAGUGUCCCUUAACAUAA
Molecule: messenger RNA, 360 nt
Organism: Staurois parvus
Lineage: Eukaryota; Metazoa; Chordata; Amphibia; Anura; Ranidae
Source: the annotation of a GenBank genome assembly